UCACGCCGAGCUUCAAGCCAUGGUCAGUUUUCAGGCCAUCGUCAAUCGAAGGUUACGAGAUGGAUCUGAUACUACCGGAAACCGGUUGGACCGCAUCGUUCGCAUCGCUGGGGCUGAUUACAACAUUUGGCGUUUCGAUACCGGUUGGGUUCAACAUUGGCGUAAUCAAUGCUCCGUCAGAGUUCAUCAAAAGCUGGAGCUAUGACACAAUUUCCCACGUCUACGGUGUGCAGCUUUCCGACGCUGCGCUGAGCGCAACGUUUGCAGCAACGGUUUCGAUCGCCUUAAUCGGUGGAGUUAUGGGAUCCCUAGGAGGAUCAUAUUUGGCCGAUAAAUGCGGACGGAAAAAGUCGUUUCUAUUUUGUGCCAUUCUCCUAACGGCCGGUGCAUGCUGUUUCCAGUUUUGCCGCGCGGCCUCGUCGGUAGAGCUACUGCUGCUGGGAAGGUUGCUGGUUGGGCUGGCAUCCGGAUUGACCACCAGUGUGGUUCCGAUGUACCUGGCAGAGGUAUCACCGAUCAAACUGCGCGGAGCAAUGGGAGUCCUGUGCCCGUUGGGUCUUACCGCUGGCGUAGUCGUUGGCCAAGUGACUAGCCUAGAGCAGGUGCUGGGAACCGAGUUGCUCUGGCACCAUGCACUCAGCUGCUUCGGGCUGCUGAAUGUGAUUUGCUAUGCGUUCUAUUUUUGGCUACCGGAAAGUCCCAAGUAUCUGUACAGCGUGAAAGGUGACCAAGCGGGUUCGCUGAGGGCCAUUCGAAAGCUCUACGGACGUCAUAGCAUCGGCGACGACUACAUCAAACUUCAAGUGGAGUGUGCUACCGGAAAUGGUAACACUGUAACUGCUGAGCCGGACAACCACCAACCCCAAGCUAGCCGCUCGCUGUGGUCCGUACUGUGUGACCCAACGCUCAGGUUACCCCUGAUUUUGGUGUGCGCCCUGCAAGGAGGCCAACAGUUCUCCGGAAUAAAUGCGAUAUUUUUCUACUCAGUUUCCAUUUUUGAAUCCGUGGGCUUCAGUUCUACUGCGGCAAAGUUCGCCAACCUGGGCGUUGGGUGUUUGAACCUGUUUGUUUCGUUUUUCGGGCCCCUGCUGAUGGCGCGCUGCGACCGUCGGUUAUGCUCACUAAUAUCGUGUUCCGGGUGUGCCGUCAUCCUUUUCGUCUUCACCAUGGCGGUCUACUUUAUCGAUAUGGUGACAUGGUUUUCGUUCGUUAGUGUCGGAACCAUCUUGCUGUACAUUAUCUUCUACCAAAUCGGUCUUGGGCCGAUACCUUUCUUCAUUGGUUCGGAACUUUUUGAGCUUGGUCCUCGACCUGCGGCAAUGGCUAUGGGAAGCCUUUCCUCGUGGGGAUGUAACUUCAUUGUUGGAAUGGCUUUUCCAACGCUACAGCAAGCCUGGGGCGCAUUUGUCUUUCUUCCGUUCUCAAUUACGUGUGUUCUGGUGACGUUAUUGGUCAAAUUUUAUCUCCCAGAAACGAGAGGCAAAGAGAUAGGUGACGUUGUGAAGAAAGUUUCGUUUGGCUUCCGUUCCAGAGUGUUAAAUGAUUGAGUAAGAUUGAAAUAAAUUGGAACAUCUACAGUUUAC
Molecule: messenger RNA, 1583 nt
Organism: Anopheles cruzii
Lineage: Eukaryota; Metazoa; Arthropoda; Insecta; Diptera; Culicidae
Product: solute carrier family 2, facilitated glucose transporter member 3-like
Exons: 6
Coding region: 60-1547 (495 amino acids)
Biological process (GO): monosaccharide transmembrane transport
Cellular component (GO): membrane
Molecular function (GO): hexose transmembrane transporter activity
Source: RefSeq, a predicted model, not a curated record